AUGCCGGCCGGCUUUCAGCAACUUGGAGGGGAGACAGUGACCGGAACUCUUGCUCUGUCGGUCUUCACGGCUGUGCUGGGAUCUCUGGAGUUUGGAUACAAUAUCGGAGUCAUCAAUGCGCCACAGAAGAUCAUUGAGGCUGAGUAUAAUGCCACUUGGAUUCAUCGGUAUGGAGAGAACAUCCCCUCUGGGACCCUCACCUCUCUGUGGUCCCUCUCUGUCGCCAUCUUUUCAAUCGGGGGAAUGCUCUCCUCUUUCUCUGUGGGCAUCGUCUCCGAGUGGCUGGGCAGGAGGAAAGCCAUGCUUAUAAACAAUUUAUUUGCAUUCAUUGGUGGAAGUCUGAUGGGGCUUUCCAAGUUGUGUCGUUCUUUUGAAAUGAUGAUACUGGGCCGUUUUAUAAUUGGGGCAUUUUGCGGGCUAUCCUCUGGUUUGACUCCCAUGUACGUUGGGGAGAUUGCUCCUACAAGUUUACGUGGGGCACUGGGCACUUUACACCAACUGGCUAUUGUCACAGGGAUUCUAUUAGCACAGAUCCUAGGUCUUGAAUCGUUAUUGGGGAGUGCUGAGUUGUGGCCGGUCCUUCUCGGGCUCACUGUUGUGCCCACUGUAUUACAAAUGGCACUGUUGCCUUUUUGUCCUGAGAGCCCAAGAUUCCUGUACAUUGUGCGCUGUCAGGAGCACCAGGCCAAGAGGGGCCUGAGGAGGUUAACGGGGAGGCAGGAGGUGGGUGAUAUGUUGUCUGAAAUGAAGGAAGAGAAACGGAGGAUGGACAUGGAGCGGAAGGUGUCCAUUUUAGAGCUGUUUCGGUCUCCUACACACCGUCAGCCAAUGAUCAUCGCCAUCAUGCUGCAGCUCUCGCAGCAGCUGUCAGGAGUCAAUGCAAUAUUCUACUACUCUACCAGUAUCUUCAUCAAAGCUGGAGUCCAGAGUCCAGUCUACGCUACAAUAGGGGCAGGCGUGGUCAACUGCGCCUUCACUGUGGUCUCGCUCUUCUUGAUUGAGCGAAUGGGACGGCGGACGUUGCACAUGUUAGGACUGGCCGGCAUGUGUGUGUGUGCCAUCGUGAUGACCAUAGCUUUGGCUUUACUGGAAAAUGUUCCCUGGAUGAGUUACAUCUGUAUGCUGGCUAUUUUUGGGUUUGUGGCAUUUUUUGAGGUGGGUCCAGGCCCUAUCCCAUGGUUCUUUGUGGCGGAGCUGUUCUCGCAGGGUCCUCGGCCGGCGGCCAUGGCUGUAGCAGGCUGCUCCAACUGGACAGCCAACUUCAUCAUCGGCAUGGGAUUCCAGUAUGUGGCAAAUGUUACUGGACCCUACGUGUUCCUAAUUUUUGCAGUACUCCUGCUUUUCUUCCUCGUCUUCACGUUUUUCCAUGUCCCAGAGACCAGAGGGAAGACAUUUGACCAAAUUGCUUCCAACUUCCAUUCAUCAAUGAGACGAGUCAGUCUGGACAUGGGACUCAACAUGGAUACAGACAGAGAGAUUGAAAAAGACAGCACUGAACUGGACUAUCUGGGUGACACCAGUACCCACUGA
Knipowitschia caucasica is the source of this 1530-nucleotide messenger RNA. NCBI's taxonomy places the organism in Eukaryota, Metazoa, Chordata, Actinopteri, Gobiiformes, Gobiidae. The record is from the annotation of a GenBank genome assembly.